AUGAUUCUGACAGGCACACCCACCUUUAACGUCCCAAUCAACCAAUCGAAUUUCAAUCUCAAUACUUCUAACGUCGCUGGAUUCUUCGGUGGAGAUGAAGCAAUCUCAGCGAUGGCUACUGUCCAUAUCUAUCGUGGAAGGCGCUGGUUAGGCUGGUAUAAUUCACCAGGAAGUUAUACUGUCGCCAAAAAGUUUGGGCAGCUCGCUAACUCCAGAUUCUGGGAUGGUCUUUUCCCUGGUCCAAAUCUCACACCCGCUGAGGUAUUUGGGCUAGAUGGAAAACCUGGCCCUCGUUAUUGGGGUGUUUUCUCGGGCACAGAUAUGAUUACCGGUCACCUGGCGUACCUCGUGAUACAGAAGGCGAAAGAAGUUGAGAAAGUAGCGGAAGUGAAAGGCAGGGAGACUACACCUCUGUCCGUCACCAUCCUCGAUGUCGGAGACGUGGAUCUGAAGCACUUGGAUCAGGCGCCGAUGAUGAGUACCCAUCAUGCUCUCUUGGCUGCUAUUCCCAUCACCAUCAGUCUCGCAACGUCUGCGAUUUCUGCUGCUUCAGGAGAUUGGCUAGCAUUCGCCCUCAUCAUGCUAGGAGUUGUUUCAAGCGGCAUAUCUUGCCUUGUCAUGGGCUCUGCUAAACUCGAAUUUGCUUCCGUUAAGGAAGCCGCUCGGGGCGUGCCGCCUGCAGACGGGAUGCUUCUGACGCGAAGCGAUGUAGUAAUCGUCAGAGGUGCAGAGAAAGACAUCGAUCCGAUAACCAAGGGAAAAUUUGUCCUGAGGAUGGAUGGGCACCCAGAGUAUAGACGAAUCGGACUCUGCUCGCUUCUCCUCCUUGCGCAGUUCCUUCUCCAACUCCUUCUCAUCCCCCAGUCAACGACAUUCGGGCAGAUCAUGUUCAUCUCAUCGCUUGCAGCCUCGUGGGCAUAUAACUCAUUUCUGUCGUCACUGGAGCUGGAGAAGAUACAAGUCGGUAUCCUGUGGAAAGCGCUUCGUGAACCACGAACGUGGAAAAUUGGACUCGAUAACAGAGCAGCUCAAGCAGUUUUUGUAUGUUUGGUCCUCAGUGAUGGCCCAAAAGAGGUCUUGCAAUGUUUCAUCCCGAAUGAAACAAGAGUAUGGAAUACGUGGAGAGAUAAAGUCGCGAAAGAACUGGAAAAACACGAGGAAGAAAGGUCCUUCAACUUUAAUGCCAGUGAUCUGCAAGGGUUUACAGGUGAUGAGAAGAAACUCCUGAAUUCAUUGCUUCAGGAUGCCGACCAUGCGCAUAAAGGUUUCCUGAAACACUUGCAAGAUAUCAAUCGGAGCCUAUGA
Messenger RNA from Suillus clintonianus, 1305 nucleotides. RefSeq lists its product as uncharacterized. NCBI's taxonomy places the organism in Eukaryota, Fungi, Basidiomycota, Agaricomycetes, Boletales, Suillaceae. The transcript has 2 exons. The record is from RefSeq and is a predicted model, not a curated record. The coding region runs from base 1 to 1305 and encodes 434 amino acids.